UUGAAAGUAGUGAAUUCUUCUCCCGGCGACCCUCAAAUCAAUGCUGAAUGGCUUGCUGAGCUGUUCUCUCAAAAGUGCGGGAUCUCCCAACCUCGAGAAUUCCAGAUCAAAAAUGGACUAGGCAUCAUCGAAAUCGAAAGGCACGAAGCCUUUCUAGUUAUUCCUCCAGGUCAGGGCAAGACGACAGUGUUCUGGGCCCCUCUACUUGCAGCUCGAGCACUCGGCGAGCGGGGCGUCGCGCUAUACAUUGUCCCUACCGAGCUACUUUCUACACAGCAGAGCGAGAGUGCCCGUCGAGUUGGGCUGCGCGAUCGCGCUGAACGAGGAUACGUCCGCGACGCGUACUGCGACAAGCGCGAUCUUUUCGACGAGCUGCAGAACGGCAAAUACAUCCGCAUCACUUUACUGAGUCCUCAAAUGCUUGCUGGGGAACGCAUGAUGAAGCUCUUGCGGAUAUCUGGCUUCAAAGACCUCAUCCGCUGGUUCAUGAUUGAUAAGACUCCAUAUCAUGGUCACAGGUGA
Molecule: messenger RNA, 522 nt
Organism: Laetiporus sulphureus 93-53
Lineage: Eukaryota; Fungi; Basidiomycota; Agaricomycetes; Polyporales; Laetiporaceae
Exons: 2
Molecular function (GO): nucleic acid binding; ATP binding
Source: RefSeq, a predicted model, not a curated record